CCCGCCCCGCCCCGAACCGGCCCGCCUCACUCCUCUCUUUUUCAUCUCCCUGUCCAUUUUCUGAGAAUCCGAACAAACCGGCGGGAAGAAGAAGAAGAGCGAGGCGAUUGGUUUGGGGCGGGUGUUGAGAGGAACUGAAGUAGCAAGUCUCCGUUUUUGGCGGUUCCUCAAAUUGAAGGAAAAGAAAUGAAGGUGAGAGUGGUGUGUAGGAAAGUGAGGGAUUACAUAAGGUAUGAUCUGAAAGAGAUAGCAUUUCCGUCAUCGUUGCCGGACCCUCCUCAUAUCAUGAAGCGCCGCAAGCUCACCUGGCAUGAGCGCUUCCUGGUGUUGAAGGAGGCGUCUAGGCUUUAUUCGGCCAGCUGGGUGCGGGACAUUGGUCCUGAUCUGAGACCUAAUGAUUAUAAGAAGCAUGAAGAUAGUGAGGAUGAACCUAGCGGAUCAAAGACGACUAUUAAAGACAAAGAACCCUCAACACUAGAGGAUCUUGCUGUGGCUGCUAGAGGAGGGAUGGAGACGUUAAGGCCUGCUCUGCAACGGAUCUACAUGACAAGGGCUUCUGCAUAUAGGGAUGCUCUUAAAAGCUUCAUCCAUGGGUACCAAGAAGGCAUUCAGCAGGUUGUGGAGAAAAAGGAGGAGUCUAAAUCCGACCAGACAGGCGACAUACCAAAAUAAGUCUACUGCACAUCUUUUCACCAGGCUGGAGGGUAUUGCGGCAGACCAGCUCUUCCUGCAAGUCGUUCACUCGGCUGCUGCACAAGUUCUUGAGCUUCAAUGUAUCUUAUAUGUUUUUGGCUU
Argentina anserina (silverweed cinquefoil) is the source of this 795-nucleotide messenger RNA. RefSeq lists its product as uncharacterized. Lineage: Eukaryota; Viridiplantae; Streptophyta; Magnoliopsida; Rosales; Rosaceae. The record is from RefSeq and is a predicted model, not a curated record. The transcript is spliced from 4 exons. Bases 187 to 672 code for a protein of 161 amino acids.